AUGGAUCCAGCUUCUUUGGCUUUCGGUAUCGUCUCCCUGGCGAUGCAGCUAGUGCAGACGACGGGUGCUAUCAAGAAUUUGAUCUCAUCCUACAAGUCAGCAACAAAGGAGCUCGAAAGCCUUGUUGACAAGCUUGGUGAUGUUGAAGUAAUUUGCCACUCACUGGAGGUUGUUCUCUCUAAAGACACUGAUCCGGACCCAAGGCCAUGGGAGACCAGCCUUCUCAAAAGGCUGCAUCGCACCAUCCGCGAAUGUUAUGAAAAGGUCUCAACAGUUUACACUGUUAUCAGGAAGAUUGAUACAAGAACUGAAAAAGGCCGGAACCCCUUCAGGCAUACCGGCUUCCUGUUUUUGCAACACCGAGACGAAAUUGUGACACGUACAAAUGGCUUGGACGCAAUACUUGCGUCUCUCCAGAUAUGCAUGACCGCGAACAUUUUAUGUAAAUCUGAGAUAAUGGAGCAAUGGGUAAUACGAUGCAUGAAUCUUGUAUCUCUCAAGAAAACUACACAGUCCAGGACUGUCACUACUCUGAACUGCGGCAUAGCUUCAACAACUCAAAAUGACUCAACAUACACCCUCGGAUCCUCAUUGUUCAACAUAUAUAUUACGUUGUCGGUACGACGAGGAUCCCUGGCUCCCCUUCGUGUUUCUCUACAGAUACCCCGUGUUAUCCCCAUAUACCAACAACGGACUGACCUCGGUAAAGAAGUCGGUACUGCUUUCGGAAACGAUGAUCUAAAGUCAGUCCAGCGGCUAUUCAACAAGGGACUACUCACAGGUGCAACCGUGGUGGCCUGGUAUGAUUAUGAACCAGAGAAUGAGGUGUCCUUAUUUGGCUUGGCGGCAAUAAUGAGAUCUCAAAAUAUUCUUACCUUUUUGAUAACUCACAUGUGUGAGUCUGAACGGCGAAAUCACCUUCCGGUUGAUGGAGUCAUUUUCACACCAGUCCGAACGCCCGAUGAACUUCGCAGUGCCAUUACUUAUAUCAACAUGCGGAAAAGGAACAUGACUCCGUCAGAGCUGAGUACAAUCUUGGUCGGCAUCAGUAAGUAUAGCCAUGUGGAAGCUUGCAUUAAAGCAUGCCAACGGCACUUUCCUGACGAUUGGGGGACUUUCGUCAACAGUGUGUUCAAUGAUAUAAUCUCUAUUUUCAGCAGAGUUUAUUUCCACGAAGAUGACAGACUGGUCGAUUGGGCGUCCCUGGUAGCCGAUGCCAUGGCACGAGGCUCAGAUGUCUACUCCAACUUCAAUGACAACAGCACCCUAAGCACUUUGAAUCGAAUUAUGCGCCACCAGGAAAGCUCCGAAGAAGCUUUGGAAAGUGUGCACCGCUGGGUCGAUAUGUUAGACCUAGCAGGAGUUGAUACCGAACGAUAUCUGCAGAUUGAAACACAACGUUGUCUUGAAACUUGGGGGCCCGAGAUUGCUAACACAUUCCUCAACACACAAGAUGGAGAUUCGAAUAUUCGACGCAUUCUGACAAUACAGUACUCGAGAGGUAGACGAAUUCCAUAUUGGACCCUAGAGAUUGACGACCAAUGCCCUAUACGAGAUCUCUUGACUGGGUUUUCGUGGACACUACGACCCAUCACCAGAACUUCGCUCUUAUCUACUCACGAGAUUAUAAACAAGUACAAAGCUUGGAAGAAUGGCCAAACUUUGGGGUUGUCCGACCCGUCGAUGAAAUCAUGGCCGAUUAUAAUGUCCCCUCAACGCGAUGCACCCUUUCGUAGUAUAGGAGGCGAAGACAGUAGAGAAGCAAUCGAAUGGAUGAAACAGACUUGCGAUUUGAUAGAAAGUCGCUUCAAUCGAAAGUCAACCAGGAAGACAUGGAAAGCUGGCAGACAAGAAAGGUCUCACAAGUUAUAUACAGUACCAGGAAGUUGGGUGCAUUAA
Molecule: messenger RNA, 1899 nt
Organism: Fusarium sp. VM40
Lineage: Eukaryota; Fungi; Ascomycota; Sordariomycetes; Hypocreales; Nectriaceae
Source: the annotation of a GenBank genome assembly